This is a messenger RNA of Labrus mixtus (cuckoo wrasse), 1561 nucleotides long. RefSeq lists its product as uncharacterized. The transcript has 3 exons. NCBI's taxonomy places the organism in Eukaryota, Metazoa, Chordata, Actinopteri, Labriformes, Labridae. The record is from RefSeq and is a predicted model, not a curated record. Bases 483 to 923 code for a protein of 146 amino acids.
CCUCAGCUGGAAAACAGCACAGUUUAUCGGUUCCUCUUUAAUGGCACUAUCAUUCUCUCCUUGUGCAGACAGCCUGCCCAAACAGAGACGCAUAGAAGCGCAGUGAUGGUGUCCAGCCCGCCCUGACCUCCAAUCCUGAGAGUCUUUCCCAUGGAAACACUUCCCCACCCUCACAGCCUGAACACCGCACAGUGCCCGGCCCAAAAGCGACAUCUGCCCACAUCCUGCUGGAUUUCGGUUCCGUAAUCGCUCCAAACCCGGAUGUGCUCCUUCAGCGAGGAGAGCAGGAGGCAGAGGAGCGGCAGAGGAGCUCAUCAUGAGCCGCAGCAUUCACGCACCGACGCGGGGAGAGCUCUCACUCCGUGCGGGCAUCACGAGCGGAGAGAAAGUUGAAGAAGAGGAGAAAAGAGACGCUAAACCUGGUGUACGGCUCCUCAGCGAUCAGACUCUGUAGUUGGACACACUCACAGAAGGCUCCUGAGAUGGCGCCCUCCCAAGGCAUGCUGCUCUGUCUGGGCUCCCUGCUGCUGACUGCUGGGGGGGUCAUGUCCCUGUUGAUGGGGCUGCCAUGGCAUUCGACCCCGCUGUUCGGAGCCGGGCUCUUCCUCGCUUUUGUUGGCGGGGGCUUGCUGGUUGUAGGACUCCGCAUGGCGAUGAAGAAUCUCCAGGCGGCAGUGCCCGGACACUCGUUGCUACACCCUCGCACGGGAACCCGCUUCAGCCCGCAGCAGGCCCUGGCUUUACAAAGGAGGUUGGACCGGAUUCGUCGGGAGAUGUCAGAGGACUCUGUCAGCAGGAGGGCAGAGCCAGAAACCCCCCUCCCAUCGACCCCGCCCCCCUGGACAAUGGAGCCGCCUCCAUCCUACGACACUGUGAUGAAGAGCCAGGAGCGGAGUGAUCAGCUUUUACCGGUACCUCCGUAGGACGUCUUUACUUCGUGUCAGUGCCUUUUUUUCUUCGGCUGAGAGAACAGUCGGGGGUUUUUGAUGAACUCGCUACAAGGGGGCUCUUCUGUGCCUUAAAACAGCUGCUCUGAACCCAAACACAAGCCACAAAACCGGAGAAGGCUGCAGCUGGUGGAAGACUUAAUAUUUUGUACAAACUGAGCCCCAGUGUGUCCACUUACUAUAACAUGUGUGCUGUGAUUGAUUGUAAAAGGAAUUGAAAGGAUGAGAGACUGUUCACUCUGCCUACUUUAGGCCUUUGAGAGAGCGCCAUUAUGCAACUUGUACUACAGAUGUAAGAACUUACAUCAAUAGUUUGGCUGCAGACCUCCUGUAGGCGCCUAAUGGGGAUAUUUUAUUGGCCUGCUUGAUUUUUGUGACCUUCUACUGCAGCAUGGUAAGAACUUUCCCCACUUGUAAACAGCUCCUCUUUGUAUCUGCACGCCUUCUUGUCAAACAUUUGAAGGAGAUUUAUCAACAGCUUUCUCCAGCGCAAAGUGCCUUAACCAGUGAUGGCAGAAUGUCAAUAGUACAGUAUUAUUUAUCUUACAGCUUUGUGUUUGCACAUUGUGCGCUGUUAGUUCUAUGCUGUGAUUCUAUAAACAUGAGUUAAUGGA